CCGUCGCAUCACCACAAAUCAAGAAUCCAACCACUGUCAAAACAACUGUAGUCUUCAGAUCAGCGAGCGAGCGAAAAUGGAGGGCAGGGUGUUCGGGCUCGAGACCCCGCUGAUGACGGCGCUGCAGCACCUGCUGGACAUCCCGGACGGCGAGGCCGGCAACGCCGGCGGCGAGAAGCAGGGCCCGACGCGCGCCUACGUCCGCGACGCGCGCGCCAUGGCGGCGACCCCCGCCGACGUGAAGGAGCUGCCGGGCGCGUACGCGUUCGUGGUGGACAUGCCCGGGCUCGGGUCGGGCGACAUCAACGUGCAGGUGGAGGACGAGCGGGUGCUGGUGAUCAGCGGCGAGCGCCGGAGGGAGGAGAAGGAGGACGCCAAGUACCUGCGCAUGGAGCGCCGGAUGGGGAAGCUGAUGCGCAAGUUCGUGCUGCCGGAGAACGCCGACAUGGAGAAGAUCUCCGCCGUGUGCCGCGACGGCGUGCUCACCGUGUCCGUGGAGAAGCUGCCGCCGCCCGAGCCUAAGAAGCCCAAGACCAUCGAGAGCGAUUUUUCUAACGGAACCGGUAACUACCGGUGAAGCAUCCGCGGUUCGCUCGUCCAUCGCGAUUCGGGGUUGGGAGCGUCGUAUUUUUUCUUUCUCGUUUGGUAUCUUUUGAUGAUUGUAGAGAACAGUUCUGGUAUAUGUAUAGAAUACGUGGUUGGCCCACUUAAAUAUCAAUGCACAGACCAUCUCCUGAAUGGCUGAAUCUUUCUCUCGUU
Lolium perenne is the source of this 759-nucleotide messenger RNA. Its product is annotated as 17.5 kDa class II heat shock protein-like. The record is from RefSeq and is a predicted model, not a curated record. Lineage: Eukaryota; Viridiplantae; Streptophyta; Magnoliopsida; Poales; Poaceae.